AUGGCCGCCUCAAGACUGUCUUCCUUAGUGGCGGUGGCCGCCGCAGCCGCUUCAUUGCCCACUCUCUCCAACACCGCCUACGCCGACUCUCCGUUCCGCUUCUUUCCUUUUUCUUCUUCACCUCCAUCGGCGGAGACCGACUCUCCCAAUCCGGAUUCCAAGUCCGACGAGCCCAAAGGCGGUUUUGAUCCGGAAUCGCUGGAGAGAGGCGCCAAAGCUCUCCGGGAAAUUAACAGCUCUCCCCAUGCCAAACAGGUAUUUGAGAUUAUGAGGAAGCAGGAACAGUCUAGGCUUGCUGAAUUGGCAGCGGAAAAAGCUCACUACGAAGCCAUUCAAUCUCAAGCUGAUAUAGACAAGCAGCGGAAAAUGGCUGAGGAACAAAGGAAUUUAGUACAACAACAAUCACAGGCAAAGGCACAAAUGAUGCGAUAUGAGGAUGAAUUAGCUAGAAAAAGAAUGCAGACAGACCACGAAGCUCAGAGACGACACAAUGCUGAAUUGGUUAGGAUGCAAGAGGAAUCCUCGACAAGAAAAGAACAAGCGAGAAGGGCAACUGAAGAACAGAUCCAAGCUCAGCAACGUCAGACUGAGAAAGAGAGAGCUGAAAUUGAACGUGAAACCAUAAGAGUGAAGGCCAUGGCCGAGGCUGAAGGUCGGGCUCACGAAGCAAAACUAACAGAGGACCAUAACAGAAGAAUGCUUAUAGAACGGAUAAAUGGCGAAAGAGAGAAGUGGCUUGCUGCCAUCAAUACAACUUUUAGUCACAUUGAAGGGGGUUUCAGGGUUCUAUUGACUGACAGGAGCAAGUUGAUUAUGACUGUUGGAGGAGUUACAGCAUUGGCUGCAGGAGUUUAUACUACUAGAGAAGGCGCCAGAGUUACUUGGGGAUAUAUCAACCGGAUUCUGGGGCAACCAUCCCUGAUUCGAGAAUCAUCUAUUGCAAAAUUUCCAUGGUCAGGAAUAGUUUCUCGAGGAGCAAAGAAGAUGCUUAAUUACAGUACAGCAGCAGGCACCGUGACUGCAGAGAGUAAAAAGAAAUUUGGAAAUGUUGUCCUCCAUCCAUCAUUGCAGAGAAGGAUAGAGCAACUUGCUCGAGCUACAUCAAACACGAAGUCUCAUGAGGCACCCUUUCGUAACAUGCUCUUUUAUGGCCCUCCUGGCACUGGUAAAACCAUGGUUGCAAGGGAGAUAGCUCAAAAAUCGGGUUUGGAUUAUGCCAUGAUGACAGGAGGUGAUGUUGCACCACUGGGUCCACAGGCUGUUACCAAAAUUCAUGAAAUAUUUGAUUGGGCCAAAAAGUCAAAGAAAGGUUUACUUCUUUUUAUUGACGAGGCCGAUGCUUUUCUCUGCGAGCGUAACAGCACACACAUGAGUGAAGCUCAGCGAAGUGCCCUAAAUGCAUUGCUUUUUCGAACUGGAGACCAGUCAAGAGAUGUAGUUCUUGUGCUUGCCACAAACAGACCAGGUGAUCUCGACAGUGCCAUCACUGACCGCAUUGAUGAGGUGAUAGAGUUCCCGCUUCCACGUGAGGCAGAGGAGCGUUUCAAACUGUUGAAGCUCUAUUUAAACAAGUAUUUAUCCGGUGAAGAUAACAACAGUGAGUCCAAAUGGGGUUCUUUGUUUAAGAAGAGCACACAAAAGAUAACAAUAGAAGAUUUGUCCGAUGAUGUGAUCCGAGAGGCUGCCAAGAAGACAGAAGGCUUCUCAGGUCGAGAGAUAGCAAAACUAAUGGCCAGUGUUCAAGCAGCCGUGUAUGGACGCCCGGACUGUGUAUUGGAUUCCGAGCUAUUCAAGGAAAUAGUUGACUACAAGGUUGCAGAGCAUCAACAGCGGAUAAAAUUGGCAUCUGAAGGCGGCCAAUCGGCAUAGCUGGGGAGUGAGUUUGUCAGGUUUUUUACUUGCAGGAUAGAGGUCUUUCUGUUGGGUCCCCAAUUUUGUUUUCUGUCACUACAUUUUGUGUAUUGAAGUUUCAUCAUGAAAAAACUUGAUUCUAUUUAUAUUUGUGAUUCCUUUGAAGAGGAACUGAAUCACAUGCCUUCGUCAAAACAUAGUUUUGAUUAAUAGAUAAUACUCUUUAUUGGGAUAUACCAAGUUUAUGAAUCCUAAAGUUGCCGACCAAAGGCAUACUUCACCAAA
This is a messenger RNA of Camellia sinensis, 2136 nucleotides long. RefSeq lists its product as uncharacterized. Lineage: Eukaryota; Viridiplantae; Streptophyta; Magnoliopsida; Ericales; Theaceae. Gene Ontology annotation, biological process: mitochondrion organization. Gene Ontology annotation, molecular function: zinc ion binding; ATP hydrolysis activity; ATP binding. The record is from RefSeq and is a predicted model, not a curated record. Gene Ontology annotation, cellular component: mitochondrion.